Anisakis simplex (herring worm) is the source of this 1845-nucleotide messenger RNA. NCBI's taxonomy places the organism in Eukaryota, Metazoa, Nematoda, Chromadorea, Rhabditida, Anisakidae. The record is from the annotation of a GenBank genome assembly.
AUGUCAGCAGUGAAUGGCGAAGAUAUCAGUGAGAAGGAGCAGCCAACUGCAAGUCGCUCGGCAACAGAAUGCUCUCAGUUGCUUGAUAAUCACGAAGAGUCAACGUUCUGCUCAAACGGAUCACUUUUAUCCAGCGAUCAUAGCGCCACAUUAGCGUCCACUCCAACCAUAACAAUAAAAACAAAUUCCCAAGUUCAUCCCACGUCGAGUUCAACUCAAGUGAUUCUGGUGACAGUGCCCGAUGUUGUCAUUAAAGAUCCUUGUCAUCCGUCCAAUGAUGGAAUGUAUCCGAAUUGUGGUAUGGGUUGUAGUAUAAAUGGUAGAUAUCCACUUCGAACUAGUGAAUCUGCAGCUCAUUCCGGUCCAUCGAUCGCACAUCCCGAGGAUAUAACUUCGCCAGUUGUUGACAGUAUCCAGCAAUCGUUUAUCAGCCAGCAUUCAAGUGAUGACGAUUAUGAGAAUGAGAACGAAAAUGGUGGUAUCGUUUUGUUGAGCAAUCUACCGGAUUUAGUUUUGUUGAAAAUCAUCGAAUACAUUCAUCCGAUUGAACGAGUGCACCAUUUGUCGGUGCUGUCGAGACGAUGGAAUAAACUAGUCAAAUCCAAUAAACUCUGGUCUGAAGUUCGUAUUUUCAUUGCUGAUCCACCAUAUUAUAAAUACUCUGUUGCUGAAUUUCUUCGUCAGAAAGGAUCGUGCAUUCAAAAACUGUGUAUAAAUAUUGCGUGUUCGAAAAUAUUCACCGAACGACAGUUCAUCGAUUUAUUUCCGAGUUGUAUGCCAACUGUAAAAUGUCUUGACAUCGGCUUCUUCCCAAAUUUUACAAUUGAUAUAUUGCGUUUCUUCAUGCGAUGCUUUCCGAAUGUGGAAUAUUUGAAUUUGGAAGGGAUGAGAAAGGUUGAUCCGAAUCUCUACGACGUUCUUUUCACUGAUGCGUUCAAAAAUUUACGACAUUUGAUAUUGUCGCAUUGUGAGGCAAUCUCAAUCAAACAGUUCGAACUAUUUUGUCGUACAAAACGUCCUCUUGAAGUGCUGAGCAUCGAUGGCAUUGUCUCGCUUCGUAAUUGUGCAGCCACAUUUAUUGCUUCGUCACCGUUUGUCGCUUCAUUAACGCGUCUUUAUUUGGAUGGUGAAGAUUUGGGAGAUUUCGGUUUUCGAGCAUUAACAAGUUGUUGUAAUCUCGAACUUCUUUCGGUAUCAUUCUGCGAGAGUGCUACCGACUUAUCACUCGGAUACAUUAAGACGUUGUCAAAGAUCGAACAUUUACAUUUGCGGAAAGGAAAGGAGUUCACUUUUGAGGGGUUUCGAAACUUUUUCGCAUUGAAUCCUUCGACAAAGACGCACUGGAAGGACAACAACUGCGAAUUUCCAUCGCGAUUGAAAUUUUUGAAUUUAGGUGAAUGUACAGCAGUUAACGACGUCAUUGUGGAUUUGAUCACGAAAAAUUGCCCGCAAAUUCGAUCACUGUGUCUGGUGUGGUGUUGGUCGAUCACCGAGAUUGGUCUGCAGAAAAUUGUGCAACGUUUAGAUGAUCUACAGCUGUUAGAUAUCGCUGGUCUUGAUUGCGUUGAUGGUUCAGCGUUCAUCGAUGUACCUGAUCUCUAUCUGAGCAAUCUUCGGUAUCUGGGUGCUGAGCAAUGCCCUCGAAUCGAGGAUUCAAUGUUGCAAAUAUUGAAUUUGAGAAAGAAGGAUCUGAUAAUAACGAAUUAUCAUGAUUAUUUUAUAACGUUUACGAUACGGAACGGUGAUGCGACAUUCAACGAGCGCAUUGAUCAUCAAUACAUGUCGGCUGUAACUGAAGAACUCUGCCAAAUUGAGGGGUUUUGUUGCAUGUCCAAACUGAGUUAG